AUGACAGGACAGCAGACAGCCGCGCUACAAGAUGCCGCCGGCGCAUCCGCAGAGCUUCAGCAGCAAGUGGAAAACCUGAAAGCCGAAGCCGCGCAGGUGCCGGACUUGCGCAGCAAACUUGCCGAGUUUGAGGCCAGGCAGGAGUCUGCCAGCCACGAAGUCGAAAGACUCACUGCGGAAGCAGCGGAGGUGUCAGCACUGAAGGCACAGAUCGCUGAAAUGGAGGUGCAGCGCGCGGCUGCAGUCCAGGACGCUGCUGGCGCAUCGCUAAAAACCGAGGCUGCGCAGGAUGAGCGAAAGUUCCAGAUGUCAGCGUCCACCAAAGCCUUCUAUCCCAACCAGCAAAGCAUCGAAGAGAAGAUCAGAAGCGCCGUUAAAGCUGCGCACCAGCGUGCGAAGCAAGAGCGGGGCGAAUUGGCAGCACCUCCACGAGGACACGACCAGUGGGUGAAUCCAAAUGCCGCCUGGGGAUCUGGCUAUGACCAGACCGGCUACAGUUGGGCACAAGCCUACCAUCCAGCUUACACCCAAGCACCUGCGUACGACGAGUUCUACGCCCCGUCGUGGAACAACCAGAUGGGCUAUGCGCAGGGACAACAUUGGCAGAACUGCUGCGCGACUGCCGAAGGAGCAAGCGCUGCCUGUGGCGGGGAUUGCUACAACUACUACGGCGGAAACUAUUCUGGCUAUGGCCAGGCCCAUUGGCAAAACGCAGCAUGGGGCGCGUACAACGAGUUCUACGCCCCGUCGUGGAACAACCAGAUGGGCUAUGCGCAGGGACAACAUUGGCAGAACUGCUGCGCGACUGCCGAAGGAGCAAGCGCUGCCUAUGGCGGAGAUUGCUACAACUACUACGGCGGAAACUGUUCUGGCCAUGAUGUGCCCGCGAGUUGCCGGUGCGGCCGCAGCCAGUGCCAUGUGGAGCAGAAUCCGGCGGCGGUUGGAGCCUUGUUCGUGGCAGUUUCGAGAGGGCUUGGGGGCUCCAGUGAAUCGAACCCGAACCCAGCGCUCUCAGCCCCAAGUCCCGACUCCGAACUCGAGCUUGGACCCGAAGCCUCCAAUCCUCCUGGGGAACCUUUUCAAGCACUUUGA
This is a messenger RNA of Symbiodinium sp. CCMP2456, 1092 nucleotides long. Lineage: Eukaryota; Dinophyceae; Suessiales; Symbiodiniaceae. The record is from the annotation of a GenBank genome assembly.